CCACAACCUUAACAUACGGAGUACAAAAUGGGUGGGGGCGAAGAAACGUUUAGCGUGCAACCAGCUCGUUGGGCCAUCGGUCCACCUCCACCCCGGAUCACGCAACACCUGGCGCGGAUAUGUAGUCUUGUUAUCCUUAUACUCGUCGGACAUUGGGUACAUGCUUACUUAGGCGGGGUUGCGUUUGGGCCCGAGGGACAUGCCGAUGGGUCGAACGAUACGAGCAAGCUAUUUAACUGGCAUCCCGUUCUCAUGACGCUGGGAUUUGCCGUACUGAUGUCCGAGGCGCUUCUGUCGUACCAAGCACCCCUGCCAGGCGCCGCACUACCCCGCCCCUCCCGCAAGCUGCUGCAUGUGAGCUGCCACGCUGCCGCUCUGCUCUGCCUGGCGGGCGGGCUGGCGGCUGUGCUGCGCUCGCACCGCGCCGCGCUGCCCGCCCCGCUGCCCGACUGGUACAGCCCGCACAGCUACCUGGGGAUAGCGGCGCUGGGACUGCUUGGGGGGCAGGUGCUGCUGGGAGCCUACGCCUACCUGUGGCCCCGCCUGCCGCUGCCGCAGCGGCUGGCACUGGGUCCGCUGCACCGGGCCGCGGGCAUGGCCGCCUGGCUGGCGGGUCUGGCGGCGGUGGGGGCGGGGCUGCAGGAGAAGGUGGCCUUCCUGCAGAUGAAGAAGGGGC
This is a messenger RNA of Astrephomene gubernaculifera, 676 nucleotides long. Lineage: Eukaryota; Viridiplantae; Chlorophyta; Chlorophyceae; Chlamydomonadales; Astrephomenaceae. The record is from the annotation of a GenBank genome assembly.